AUGUCCAUGCUAGUGGCAGCCGCCUCGGACGUCACAGUUACUACGGAUUCCAAGCAACCUCGAUCAGGACGAGGAGAGCGUGGUAGAGACAAGAAUUUCCUCAACGCUCACGCGGCCAGUGAACCAACCACAAAGCAACAUUGUCAAGAAGAGGAACCGAGGAAGUCGGAGGUCAAAGAGGUGCUGUGCCUGGCGUGCGACGGUCGUAAUCACAAGGUGAAAGAUUGUGCAACAUUCAAAAGGUGGGAUGUGAACAGCCGCUGGAAGACCAUUCAAGAUCAUUCCCUUUGUCGUACGUGUCUAGGGAAACACGGACGGCGUCCUUGCAAGAUACAAACUGUUUGCGGUGUAGAAGGUUGUCAGCAGCGGCACCAUCAGCUGCUACACUCCAGCGCUCAGAAGCAACGUCCAUCGGGCAAGGAAGGUCAGAACACGACAAAGCAGAGCGAUAAUUCUGGCGGAGGGCUGAAUGCACACCGUGCCACUAAGAAGUCUACACUGUUUCGGAUCGUUCCCGUUAAGCUGUCGUGGAAAGGGAAGUCGGUACAAACUUAUGCGUUUUUGGACGAUGGAUCGGACAUGACUCUGGUCGAACAAUCGAUUGCAGAACGAUUAGGCAUUGAUGACGGCGAACCAAUUCCCCUUUGCCUAACUUGGACAAGCAACGUGACUCGACAGGAACCGAAGUCCCAACGUAUUCGUCUGGAGAUAUCCGGAGAAGGCAAGAACGAACUAUUUUCGCUGCAUGAUGCAAGAACGGUGUCUAGCCUCAAUCUUCCGAAACAAACGCUGAACUAUGGAGAUUUGGCCCGGAAAUACACGUACCUUCGGGGUCUCCCGGUCACCAGCUAUGAGGCAGCCGUGCCUGGCAUCUUGAUCGGUUCAAACAACGCCAGCUUGACUGCAACGCUGAGUUUGCGCGAGGGUCAACUAGACGACCCCCUUGCCAGCAAGACUCGGCUCGGCUGGUCGGUCUAUGGUUACUUUGCUGAAGGAGAGAAGGCAACCAACUUCACGCUGCACGUGUGCGAGUGCCGACAAGAAUACCAGGUGGAUCAAGAUCUCCACAAUCUCGUCCAGCAGCAUUUCUCUAUCGAAAGCGUCGGUGUUUCGGCCGACAAGGGGCCAGAAUCAGAGGAGGACAAGCGUGCUCGACGGAUUCUAGAGGAGACAACAAAACGCGUUUCAAAUAGGUUUGAGACUGGUCUUUUGUGGCGUUAUGACCAUGUGGAGUUUCCGAACAGUUUUCCCAUGGCAAUGAGGCGUCUGGAAUGUUUCGAGCGAAGGAUGAAGAAGGACCCGGAGUUGCAGUUAAGUGUACAGCGACAGAUCGGCGAGUAUUUGGAGAACAACUAUAUCCAUGAAGUGACGCAGCAGGAAAGUAGAUCUACUGACCCUCGCAAGGUGUGGUAUUUGCCUUUAGGCGCCGUGAGAAAUCCGAAGAAGCCGGGCAAAAUAAGGCUCGUUUGGGAUGCUGCGGCGAAAGUAGGUGGCGUUUCUUUCAACUCCAUGCUCCUUAAGGGUCCAGACUUGCUGAUACCUCUUGCUUCGGUGCUCUGCAGAUUUCGCGAACGGCCGGUAGCUGUUUGCGGGGAUCUAAAGCAAAUGUUCCACCAGUUCCGAAUUCGCCAAGAAGAUGUACACAGCCAACGGUUCCUCUACAGGGAACAUCCAACGAAACCUGUCAAGACCUUUGUGAUGGAUGUCGGUACGUUUGGGGCUACUUGCUCUCCCUGUCAGGCCCAAUACAUUAAAAAUCUUAAUGCGAAAGAACACGAAGGAGAAUUCCCGGAGGCAGCAAAAGCGAUCGAAGAGAAGCACUAUGUCGACGAUUACCUCGACAGCUUCGACACAGAAGAGGAAGCGGUCAAGGUUGCACUUGAAGUGAAGGAAGUACACGCUCGUGGAGGUUUCUGUAUCCGGAAUUGGCACUCUAACUCGGACACCCUCUUGAAACGGGUCGGGGAACCCAAGGGAGUACAGCCGAAAGUCAUCAGCAUCGAUUCGGAGUGCGAAGUGGAACGAGUUUUGGGCCUUUUAUGGCUGCCAGAAGAAGAUGUGAUUGCGUUUGCCAACAACCAGGAGCUGGACGGUAUUGUACCAACGAAACGGAAUAUCUUGCGCUGUGUUAUGAGCCUGUUUGACUCGCAGGGCAUCCUGUCACACAUCACGAUCCAGGGACGAAUGAUCAUCCAGGACACCUGGCGCACCCAAAAACAAUGGGAUGAUGAGGUCGAGGAAACUAUCCGUAUGCGCUGGGUCCGAUGGACAAAACUGUUCGAGGAGGUCGGCCAGAUGAGACUUCACAGACCCUACUUUCCUGGUUUUUCUGCUGCUGAGGUCGGUUCGGUAGAGCUGCACGUUUUCACGGAUGCAAGCGAGGAGGCAUAUGCAUGCGCAGCCUACUUUCGGGCCACGAUAAUGGGAAAAGUGCAUGUUACGCUGGUGAUGGCCAAGGCGAAAGUUGCUCCAUUGAAAUCGCUAUCGGUGCCACGUCUGGAGUUGAUGGGCGCUCUGCUGGGAGCAAGGCUAGCCAAAGCGGUAAAGGAAUACCAUACGUUACCGAUCAGUCGACGGCUUAUGUGGACGGAUUCGAAAACAGCUUUAGCCUGGGUCCAAUCACAACAUCGUCGCUACCGACAAUUUGUGGCGUUCCGUGUGGGAGAAAUCCUAAACAAGACCGACGCUGCGGAAUGGAGAUACGUUCCCACACAGUUAAAUCCAACCGACGAUGCCACCAAGUGGGGUAAGAGACCCAGCGCAGAUGUUACAUCACGUUGGUUCCGCGGACCCGACUUUCUGUACCAGCCGGAAAUAGAAUGGCCGGAGCAAAAGUCAACACAGUCGUUGGAAACGACGGAAGAAUUGCGGCCCUGCAUGGUGCACCGAGAGAAUCCAGUUGACGAUGUCUACCAGAUCAGCAACUUCUCAAAGUGGGAACGGCUGUUAAGAGCAGCUGCAUACGUACAUCGCUACAUCGCAAACUGUUACCGCAAAAGUAAGAAGCAGAAGUUGGUCACGGGGUACUUGCUCCAAGAAGAGUUGCAGCAAGCAGAGAACAGCCUGUGGCGCUCAGUGCAGGCAUCAACGUAUCCGGAUGAAGUAGCUGUGCUGAAACAAGCAAAUAAGAACCCGAAGAGGCAUAUCGAAAAGAGUAGUCCAGUCUACAAGCUGUCGCCGUUCUUGGACGAGAAUGGCGUGAUGCGAGUGGACAGUCGUAUAGGUGCAGUUCCAUACGUCACGUACGACUUCAAGUUUCCGGUGAUUCUACCACGCCACCACCAUCUCACCGAGUUGAUCAUCGACUGGUAUCACCGCCGGUACCUACACGCCAAUCACGCGACAGUACUCAAUGAAGCUCGUCAGCGGUUCCAUAUCUCGAAUCUCCGCACGGUAAUACGGCAGGUUAUUAAGAAGUGCCAGAACUGCAAGAUUACCAAAGCAGUUCCAGUAACUCCUAGAAUGGCUCCCCUUCCGGAGUCACGUUUAGCGGCCAUGGCGCGGCCGUUCUCCUACGUCGGGCUCGACUACUUCGGGCCGAUCCAGGUCCGGAUUGGACGCAGCUGUGUAAAACGGUGGGUGGCAUUAUUUACGUGCCUAACCGUGAGAGCCGUACACCUGGAAGUCGUUCAUUCACUCUCCACGGAGUCAUGCAAGAUGGCGGGGCUAGUCGAGAGUUGCGAGAUCAGAUUAAAGCGAUCGAUCAACAACUGGCCGAAACGUUUACCAAAUCGAACACAAAAUGGAAAUUUAACCCUCCGUCCGCACCACACUUUGGUGGCGUUUGGGAACGACUUGUGA
Molecule: messenger RNA, 3801 nt
Organism: Aedes albopictus (Asian tiger mosquito)
Lineage: Eukaryota; Metazoa; Arthropoda; Insecta; Diptera; Culicidae
Exons: 2
Coding region: 1-3801 (1266 amino acids)
Molecular function (GO): nucleic acid binding
Source: RefSeq, a predicted model, not a curated record